Molecule: messenger RNA, 915 nt
Organism: Trichobilharzia regenti
Lineage: Eukaryota; Metazoa; Platyhelminthes; Trematoda; Strigeidida; Schistosomatidae
Source: the annotation of a GenBank genome assembly
AUGCUACGAUCAUCCCGUUCCAGAUCAGUUCGCCUCCGAUGUUCUCAGUCAUCCGAUGGUAAAAAUUUCAAGGAAGUGUAUCAAGACGGUCCAGGGUUUGCACCGAAUGAAUAUGUGAUAUUUGUCGAUAGUGAAAAUAAAGGCGCUUGUGCUAGUGGAUCAACACUGGCGUUUGCUGGUCCAUGUGAAAUGCAUCCAACAACUGACAGACCAAUUAUGGGAUCAAUCAACUUCUGUCCACAGAAAAUGGAAGUCGAUGAACCAGGAAAGACGAUGUUGGUUGGUACGGCUAUUCAUGAGUUAGCGCAUGCUUUGGGAUUUGUUAAAACUAGCUAUGCUUUAAUGCGUGACGAAAAUGGUAAUCCCCGAACACCGAGAGAUCCGAAAACAGGCAAGCCGCCGAGGAAUGAUCGCGGACAAUUUGUACCGAGUGAGAGUACUGUUAAACUCAUCAAUCGUCCAUGGAUUUCAGCUGUGGGAUCGUUCAGCAAACAAUUUUUAGCCUUUGUCACUCCACAACUAUUGGCUGAAGGACGUAAACACUAUAACUGUCCUAAUCUGGAUGGGAUUGAUAUAGAGAAUGAAGGUGGUGAAGGAACUGUUGGAACACAUUUUGAGAAACGGGUAGUUGGAGAUGAAAUUAUGGCAGGUGUAACUGGCGUGAAGACAGUGGCAUCACGAUUGACACUUGCAUUCUUCAAGGAUUCUGGAGGGAAGAGUAUUGAACCGUAUUGUGAAGAGAAGAGUGAUGUGAUGUGUUAUCACAAGGCCGCCUUUGGAAUAUGUGCUGUUGCACAGUUUACUACAAGUUUGCCUGCACCUGAUCAAUACUUCAAAGGUAUUCCUAAUCAAGGAGGGAGUAGUACAUUGGUGGACAAAUGUCCAAUGGUUCAGGUGAGUGUUCCCAAUGUUUAA